GAAGUGCUUUGCGGCGAAGGAGGCAGCAUUGAGGCGAGAGAUAAAAUGGCGGUUGCUGUGAAGGCUUUUCAGGAACAGCUUGAAAAAGCAAAAGAAGGAUUAAAAAAUGUAGACGAAAAUAUUCGCAAAUUGAUUGGCAGGGACCCCAACGAACUUAGGCCUGGCCAAGCAAGAAGGCUAACCAUCCCAGGCCCAGGAGGAGGUAGGGGGCGAGGAAUUAAUUUACUGAGGCGUGGACUCUCGGACAGCGGAGGUGGACCCCCAGCUAAAUAUAGAGAUAUUGACGGGGCACUCUUGAGGCUGGCUGGAGAUCGACGGGCAAGGAGAGAUUCACGCCAUGAAAGCGACGCAGAGGACGAUGAAGAUGAUAAAAAGCCGGCGUUGCAGUCUUCAGUUGUUGCUACCUCCAAAGAACGAACACGUCGAGACCUUAUUCAAGACCAAAGUACGGAUGAGAAAGGCAAACAAAGGAAUCGACGUAUGUUUGGCCUGUUGAUGGGUACUCUUCAGAAGUUCAAACAAGAAUCUACAGUGGCGACAGAAAGGCAAAAAAGACGUCACGAGAUAGAACACAAGCUAGAAAUCCAAGCAGAAGCGGAACGCAAAAAGGUUGAAAAUGAACGACGAGAACUCUUUGAAGAACGUCGUGCCAAACAAUCAGAGCUGAGACUUUUGGAACAAAAAGUGGAACUGGCUCAGUUGCAAGAAGAAUGGAAUGAUCACAACUCUAAAAUAAUAAAAUAUAUAAGAACAAAGACAAAACCUCCAAUCUUCUAUAUGCCUGGCAAAAUGUGUUCAGCCACUCGUAAGCUCUUUGAGGAGUCUCAGAAAAAAUUGAAUGCCAUAUUUGAGGAAAGGCGUGAAGAGUUUGCAGAACAUCUCAACAAAAUGGUGGUCCGUCCCAGACGCCAGUCAGUGAAGGAGAAACAGGAGGAAUUACACAAUGAAGAUCUGCAGAAUGAAGAGCAAGAGGAGGGUAAGCCGCCUCGGCAGGAGGCAAAGAUGGAGGAGACAGGUAACCAGAAACAUGAUGUAGAGAUGGAGGAAGCAGGAGAGGGGGAGGUGAGCAUAGUUCAUAGUGAUUUGGAACCAGAACAGGAAGAAGUUACAAAACUGGAGGAGGAGCAGGGGCAGUCAGUGGAGCUUAGAGGAGCAGAAGAGGAAGUUGCUGAUGCUAGGGAAGAAAGGCAGCCAGUGUGUAAGCCAGACAGCAUUGCAGAGGCCAAGGAGGAUGAAAGGGUUCAGCAGGGAGAGAGUGAUCAGGAGAUGGAGUUUAAAGAGAGCCCAGGGGUAGCAGAAAUGGAGGUUAGCCAGGAUAAAAAGGAAGAGGAGGAAGUAGUUAAGGAUGAGGCAGAUCAGAAACAGGAGUCCAGAACGGAACCUGAAAGGGAGAACGGCCUUGAAGCUGAAUCCCCUGGUGAACAGGAGCCAGUGCCUGAUCCUGAGCCAGUUCUAGAAAUGGUAGUAGCGAAGGAGCCUGAAAGCCAGUCUCCCAGAGAGGAAGUUGGUGUCGUGGCCCCUGGACCAGAGGACGGUCAUCAGCCGCAGCAACAGUUGCAGCAGGCGACAGAAAAGCAGCCUAAGGCAGUUCACAGCAAAAGCAGGACUAGGAGCCAGAGCAGGGGUAGGGUGGGGGAGAAGAAGAAAAGCAGGAGCAGCAGUAGCUCCUCCUCCAGCAGCACCUCGAGCUCCAGUAGCAGUGGCAGCAGCUCUAGCAGUAGCGGCAGCAGCCAGAGCAGCUCCAGCAGCAGUAGUAGCAGCAGCACCAGCAGUAGUAGCAGUAGCCGGAGCCGGAGCAGGGCAAGGGGACACAACCGGGACAGAAAGCGCAGGCAAAGGAGUACAGAGAAAGACAGGGAAAGGGAGAGGAAGAGAGGCAGUUCAGGAGUGGACAGGAACCACAAGUCCUCCAAAAACAGCAGCCGGGAUGUGAAGGGGUCCAAAGCAAAGAGCUCCAGAUCAGAUGGGAAGAGGUCAGUGACAGAGGGCAGUCUGUCGGAUAAAAAGCUGUCGCGCAGCGAGAGAGAUCGCAAACCAGACAGAAAGGACAAGAGGCGCUAAAAGGGCUGACCUGGCUUUUCAUGUGUGUUUAAAAAAAAAAAAAAAAAAAAAAAGUCAUCCUCCACAGCCGAAGAGGAUUGUUGUAGUUGGACGCCGAAGAGCAACAGUUCCUUUGUAAGGAACAGAUCAUUUUAAGUCCUAAUUGUGUAUCGACUUUGUAACACGUGCUGUGGGACUUUUUUAAAGUUUAAAAGAUAAAAUAAAAAUUGAAGACUCCAGGAGGUACUCUAGUACUUUUUUUAGUAGUUUUUCAUAUGGUUUCUCAGACUGACACAAUGCAAUUCUCUAUACAAAAGAUUGAUCCAUACACUUUUCAGCAAUUUGGUAAGAUGUAUAAAUUUGAAAUGAAUACCUCUUGUGUAUUUUAAUAAAGUUGAUAAACGUUAUUCUGAUUAAGUGCUGUCCCUCUGGGUUUUGAAUAUUGAUAUUUGGUCAAAUUUUUUUUGCGAUUCAUACCUUGUGUUAUUUUUUUUUGUCAUUGUUGCAUGUUAAAUGAUCAUCGAAGACUUGUGCAUGUUUCCUUGCACCUUUCAAGUCUGCUAAUCCUACGUUUUUUUUAUUUUGAAUUUUUUUGACUAUCUUAUUGUGUGCUACUGAAGAGUCCUGGAGUGUUGAACUCUGCUCACUUGUCAUUAGUGGUACAGUGGUGUUGAACCCACAUGUCCUGGUAUAACUUUUUUUUCCUUCCUACUACAAUGCUUUUGUUGCUUCUCUCUCUCUCUCCCCAUCCCCACUGUGGGUUAUUUCCUUUUUUUUUUUUUUUCAAUUUUGCUUUACACCCAUGAGGGACAAAGAGACCCCUGAGAACAUUUGAUAGGUUUUUUUUUGUUGACCUGCUUUGGAAAUGCUGUUCAAAAAUGUAUGCCUUGUAUAAUUUUGUACAAAUUGAACAUCUUCAAAAAUAAAGAGCAUUUGUGUUGGUA
This is a messenger RNA of Polyodon spathula (Mississippi paddlefish), 2984 nucleotides long. RefSeq names its product pinin, desmosome associated protein (gene pnn). The record is from RefSeq and is a predicted model, not a curated record. The coding region runs from base 46 to 2061 and encodes 671 amino acids. Gene Ontology annotation, cellular component: catalytic step 2 spliceosome. The transcript has 9 exons. Lineage: Eukaryota; Metazoa; Chordata; Actinopteri; Acipenseriformes; Polyodontidae.